This is a messenger RNA of Herpailurus yagouaroundi (jaguarundi), 875 nucleotides long. RefSeq names its product ribosomal protein L18-like. Gene Ontology annotation, molecular function: GTP binding; GTPase activity; RNA binding. The record is from RefSeq and is a predicted model, not a curated record. Gene Ontology annotation, cellular component: cytosolic large ribosomal subunit; ribosome. Gene Ontology annotation, biological process: translation. Lineage: Eukaryota; Metazoa; Chordata; Mammalia; Carnivora; Felidae.
AUGGAGUCUGAAUCCCAGCUGAGUGCCUGGGAGGCACAGGAGACUGUGGAGUGCAACAAACCGGCCCACUCCCAGCACUGUGAAGAUGGCUUGAACACAGUGAAGGCUCUCUAUCAGUAUGAGAUUGGGGUUGAACAUGGCAUGGAAAUGGGAUCUUUUAUGUCAGAAGAGAUUGGUAGUGGUUGGCUACUGAAGACCAAUCCUACAUCAUUUGAAAAUGUUAGAGGAGAGUGGUACCCUGAACGGCAACACCUCUGUACCAACACCCCCAUCAUCCUGGUGGGGACUAAACUUGAUCUCAGGGACAACAAAGAUAUGAUUGAAAAACUGAAGGAAAAGAAGCUGACUCCCAUCACCUACCCACAGGGUUUGGCCAUGGCUAAGGAGAUUGAUGCUUACUGGUUACAUUCUGAACUAGUUCUGAGUCGCACCAACCGGCCACCUCUGUCCCUUUCCCGGAUGAUCCGGAAGAUGAAGCUGCCUGGCCGGGAAAACAAAACCGCUGUGGUUGUCUGGAUGAUAACCGAUGACUUGCGGGUCCAGGAGGUGCCCAAACUGAAGGUGUGCGCGCUGCGUGUGAGCAGCCGUGCCCGGAGCCACAUCGUCAAAGCUGGAGGCAAGAUCCUCACCUUCGACCAGUUGGCCCUGGACUCCCCCAAGGGCUGUGGCACCGUCUUGCUCUCUAGUCCGCGCAAGGGCCAAGAGGUGUACAGGUAUUUCGGCAGCCCAGGGACCCCACACAGCCACACCAAACCCUACAUGCGAUCCAAGGGCCGGAAGUUCGAGCGCGCCAGAGGCCGCAGGGCCAGCGGAGGCUACAAAAACUAACCCCAGAACCUGCCUUGUUAUUAAAAAGAUUUGGACUGUUAAAAAAA